Molecule: messenger RNA, 997 nt
Organism: Pocillopora damicornis (cauliflower coral)
Lineage: Eukaryota; Metazoa; Cnidaria; Anthozoa; Scleractinia; Pocilloporidae
Product: PRELI domain containing protein 3B
Cellular component (GO): mitochondrial intermembrane space
Source: RefSeq, a predicted model, not a curated record
AAUGUUUAUUAUACUGGACGUUUUAAGUAUGGAGACAGCCUCUGAACUUGUGAAACUAUAUCAUUCAUCAUAAUGAUUGCAGUUAGGGUCCAGUUCAGAUGCGGUACUUCAGCUGAGCAGAAUCAAAUUCAACGAAUUAAGUUCAUGUGAAGUAUGAUGAGACGGUUAUCACUUAUCUUCUUCUGGCUGCAAAAUAGGCUAAGAUGGUUUGCAUUCUUCUUCUUCUUUUUACACUGUUUUCCAGCAUUUUGAGUAGAAGAAAGUCUCUUGCUUGCAGAUUGCUUCUGAAAUCCAUGGUGUCUGCCAUGUUUUUAAUUGUUUGCUAAACCAAUGACAGAAUAUUAACUGUCUUUGAUUAAUUAAUUUUGGCCAAAUAAAGUUGAGCAUCUGAACUAGUUCAGCAUUUGACUCAAUUCAGCCAGGAUUACCUAACUUAGGUCAGCCUAUUGAGGAAUUUGAUUUGGUGCAGCUGAAGUACAGUGUCUGAACUAGGCUUAACAUGGUUUGUUUGGUUGUUCAUUAAUUCUUAAGCCUUAGCUCCAAUAUCAGACAUUUUUAGUCAACAUUUUGUUUGUUGCACUCCACUUGGUGUGGCUGAACUAUCACUUAAAGACAAGACUGAGAGGUAGCUUCAUGCACAGUUUGACUGCUUGUCACUGCUGGGAUCGUGUCACUCAAGCAGUAUGGAGAAAGUAUCCUAAUGAUCUCAAUCCUAAUGUGAAAACUAUGGAUGUUCUGGAGAGACAUGUUGAUGAACAAGGACAAUUACACACUACUAGACUUGUAGGCACUGAGGGAUUUUUACCUUCAUGGGUUUGUAACAUGAUUGGAGUUGAUAACCUCUGUUAUGCCUAUGAACACUCUGUUGUUGAUCCAGUUAAAAAGACAAUGACAAUGACUAGUAGGAAUGUAACACUGUCAGGCUGGGCGGAUGUAGAUGAGACAGUAACUUAUACUCAAGACCAAGAAGUUAACAAGUGAGUCAAAGAGGAAUGUA